Molecule: messenger RNA, 2179 nt
Organism: Girardinichthys multiradiatus
Lineage: Eukaryota; Metazoa; Chordata; Actinopteri; Cyprinodontiformes; Goodeidae
Gene: aurka
Product: aurora kinase A
Exons: 9
Coding region: 350-1618 (422 amino acids)
Biological process (GO): regulation of cytokinesis; protein phosphorylation; mitotic spindle organization
Cellular component (GO): spindle pole centrosome; spindle microtubule; spindle midzone
Molecular function (GO): ATP binding; protein kinase activity
Source: RefSeq, a predicted model, not a curated record
UUUGAACAGAGGGACAUUUGAAAUCAAACAGGCUGCGUUUAAACGAAGUGAUAUCUUUCAGGAAUAACUGCAUUCAUUGUUUUGUGGAUUUAGCUUUUGUGUUAUUUUUUCGUUCCAGAUAACACAAAAACUACGAAGGGGGCGAUUGUAUUUUGUUAGUAAAGCGUAUCAUAGUUAAGCGUUCACUGGCGUGUUACUUAUUUAUGUAGCUCAAACAAGCUUCCGUUAGCUGGUCGAUGUAGCUGCUAAGAAGCCUGGGUAGGCUUACCUGCUUUAGAGCUAUUUUUAUUCUAGGUAAAUCAGUCUGUUGCGGUUGCUUUCGGAGAUUGUGCAAUAAUACAUUUAGAAAAUGGCCUCUUCAGCCUCGCUCAAAGCGGUUAAGGGCAUGGAACCACAAAGGCCAGAAAUAAUGUCAAACAGGCCGAUGCGGGUUCCCAUGUCUCAUCAGUCGCAGGUCGUUCAGAAGUCGGUAGUCACGCCGACUCAACACCAGCGGGUUCUGGGCACGUCGAAUGGUCCGCAGCGUGUCCAGCGGCCCGUUAGCCAACAGAAACCAGUAUCUCAUGUCUCCGUAGCUGCCAAGCACACUCCGCUUGGUGACCAGAAUGUAAACCCAGCUUCUGUGAAAAUAACACAGCCAAAACCUGUUUCCCAGCAUAACCAGCCGAAGACACAUGUGCCCGGUGGCAACUCAGAUUUGGCUAAUCCUCCGUCGGAAUUGGCAAAACAGGAGAAGCUGCAGAAUAAACCUUCCAAGAACAACCAGGCCUCAUCAUCAAAGAAGCCAUGGAGCCUGGAAAACUUUGACAUUGGCCGUCCCUUGGGAAAGGGUAAGUUUGGCAAUGUCUACCUGGCAAGAGAGCGCCAAACCAAAUUCAUCUUGGCCCUGAAGGUGCUUUUCAAGAAGCAGCUGGAGAAGGCGGGGGUGGAGCACCAGCUGAGGAGAGAAGUGGAGAUCCAGUCUCAUCUAAGACAUCCUAAUAUUCUGCGCCUCUACGGCUAUUUCCACGAUGCUUCUCGAGUGUAUCUCAUUCUCGAGUUUGCACCCAGAGGAGAGCUGUUUGGCGAGCUGCAGCGUUGUGGGAGUUUUCCUGAGGACAGAACAGCAACAUACAUAAUGGAGCUGGCAGAUGCGCUCCAUUACUGUCAUACCAAGAAUGUGAUCCACAGAGACAUCAAACCGGAGAACCUAUUACUGGGAGGUAACGGGGAGCUGAAGAUUGCUGAUUUUGGUUGGUCUGUUCACACCCCAUCUUCCAGGAGGUCCACUCUGUGUGGCACACUUGACUACCUUCCUCCAGAGAUGAUUGAGGGCAAAACUCAUGAUGAGAAGGUGGACCUGUGGAGUCUAGGUGUCCUCUGCUAUGAGUUUCUUGUUGGAAAACCUCCAUUUGAAGCAAAAACUCAUGAUGAAACUUACCGCAGGAUUUCAAGGGUGGAGUACAGUUAUCCUCCAAUAGCUGCCAUUAGUGCUGGAGCGAAAGACUUGGUGGCCAAGCUGCUGAAGCACAACCCCAUGCACAGACUGCCCAUUCAGGGAGUCCUAUCCCACCCCUGGGUGCUCCAAUACUCAACCAAGAAGCCCACAACCCUGAACCCCGAAGAGUCCAGUCAAUGACUGCACUACCAACACCUGGCUGUGUCCACACAGAGUACUGCAGAGCAUCAACAUGCAGCUGAUUUUUCAGAAUCUGCUUGUACUGCUUUGACUUUAAAACGAUUUUCACAUUGAGGACAUUUUUCCCCUCACUUUUCUGUCUGCAGAUACUUGAGCCACUUUAUGCAUUACCCUUUGUCUUCUCAUCCUAAUUUCUUCUUAUCAAUGGCAUUCUUCUGCCUGUAAAUAUUUAAGUUUUUCAAUAAUUAUGACAAUUUUUAUUAAGCUUACUUGAAAUGGAGAAAUAAAUAUUUGUCAUCAGAUGUCACUUUGGAAGUAACCACAGUGUGUUGGUCAGUGAAACGUUUCUCGAUUGCAGGCCUUUUUGUUUCCAAGACUUGCAAAGAGGGAUUUUGCACUGAGAUGUUAAAGUUCAUGUACUUUUUUUGUAUCCAGAUGUUCCCACCAGAGGGUGCUGGACAACCACUGAAACUGGGAGAGUUGAGGUUUUAGUGCUUUAAAGUUUGUCUUUGUUCUAUUUUAAUAAAAUUCUACUCUGUAAAUAAAUGAUUGUUUAGGUGA